Messenger RNA from Nipponia nippon (crested ibis), 534 nucleotides. The record is from RefSeq and is a predicted model, not a curated record. Lineage: Eukaryota; Metazoa; Chordata; Aves; Pelecaniformes; Threskiornithidae.
AUGAUGAAUGGCUCCGACCUCGCCAGUACGACGGCGUCCAGUCCCAAAUCCAAAGAGGACCAAGUAGUGAACGGCCACGAUGAAAAGGAAAACAACCCCUUUGCAGAGUACAUGUGGAUGGAGAACGAAGAAGACUUCAACAGACAGGUGGAGGAGGAGCUGCAGGAGCAGGAGUUUCUCGACCGCUGUUUCCAGGAGAUGCUGGAGGAAGAAGACCAGGACUGGUUCAUUCCAUCGCGCGACCUGCCCCAGGGCAUGGGGCAGCUGCAGCAGCAGCUGAACGGGCUCUCCGUUGGCGACGGCCACAGUUCGGAGGACAUUCUGGUAAGGGCCUCGGAGAACGCGCUGCGAGGCAAAGUGAAGUGUAACAAGACCGUAAACCCGAAAUUCCUCCGAGCAGCAGCCUGCCCCAGCUCUCCGCGAGGCCGGCGGCCGCGGCUCCUGCCGCCGGCGCCCAUCGGCGAGCUCAGCGAGAUGGCCCGGGGUUAUCGGACCACGAACACUAAUGGCGAGCGGAGGUUGGAGCCGAUUUAA